AUGACAACCUCACGACUACGAAGAGCAGCUCGCCUGAUCCUUAUUGGAGCGCCUGGAGUCGGCAAGGGAACACAGACCGAUCGCCUGUUGAAGCGCUUCCCUCACCUGUCUGCGAUCAGUUCGGGUGAUCUGCUACGAGAGAAUGUGAGGAACAAGACCCCGCUUGGCAUCCAAGCGGAACACCUCAUGAAGACCGGCGCUCUAGUCCCCGAUAGCAUGAUGCUGCGCCUGAUCCGCAACGCUUUCACCACUAAAGGCUGGUUGGUACCAGAGUCAGGCCUCAAGCCAUUCACUGUCAACUUCGACGCCGCGACAGCAAGCGAACCAAUCCGUCAGGACAGCUACAUGAAUCUCCCACAUCAAGAACACUUGGACACCGAAUACCGAUACUCCGAACAUCCAGAUGCCUCCUUCAUCCUCGAUGGCUUCCCACGAAAUGCCGCCCAGGCCGCGCAGCUCGAGAAGAUGAUCCCAGUGAACAUGGCAAUCCACGUCCACACUCCGGCUGAUAUCAUUGCCGAGCGCAUGGGGAACAGAUGGGUGCACGCUGCGAGUGGGAGAGUGUACAACACAACCUUCAAUGCGCCAAAGGUCGACGGCAAGGAUGACAUCACUGGAGAGGCAUUGAUUCAGCGCGACGAUGAUAAGCCUGAGGUGUGGAAGGCCCGGUUGAAGACGUUCGAGGAGAGCAGCAAGAGUCUUUUGGAUCACUAUGAGAGGAGAGGUGUGCUGUGGAAGGUCAGUGGUGACAGCAGCGAUGAGAUUACGCCGAGGUUGUUUGAGGAGUUUGGGAGGAGGUUCGGUGCGUAG
Fulvia fulva is the source of this 810-nucleotide messenger RNA. RefSeq names its product GTP:AMP phosphotransferase, mitochondrial. Bases 1 to 810 code for a protein of 269 amino acids. The transcript has 2 exons. Gene Ontology annotation, molecular function: AMP kinase activity; ATP binding. Gene Ontology annotation, cellular component: cytoplasm; mitochondrion. Gene Ontology annotation, biological process: nucleobase-containing compound metabolic process. Lineage: Eukaryota; Fungi; Ascomycota; Dothideomycetes; Mycosphaerellales; Mycosphaerellaceae. The record is from RefSeq and is a predicted model, not a curated record.